CGGAUUUAACAGCCUUGACCACCAGUACCAAUCGUCAGCAUGGCAGACGUGCAGACUCUCGCAUCGGCCUCUUCGGCCGCCUCCGAGUCCGCAACCACUUGCACCACUGCUGCCAAUACUUGCUCUCCUUCUCCUGCAAUGUCGAGCUCCUCAACCCUGCCACAGACCACGACAGAAGCGGAUAUCGAGUCCAUCGAGGUUCCCAAGCCCGACGUAAACGAUCCUGCGACCUACAAGCGCAGCCAAGACCCAAACUGGAAGAACACGGGGCUAGACGACAUCUACGCCACUUGGGACAAGCUUGUACCUGUGGACGAGCUGCCCAAAUAUGAAGAAAUGGGUCUCUUUUUGGUCGAACACGACCCACAAACAGCUCGUGAGCUCGAGAAGGUUUUCGUACUCUUGCGACGCAAAUUCAAGUGUCUACCCAAGAAGUCCCAGAUGAAAUUUGUCCUUGGACUAUUAGUGCAAAAGGGUACAGCGCCUAAGGGCUUGGCACUGGAAAAGUUACUCGUCAAGAAGGCCCAGAAGAGUCAGUCGGGUGUCCUAGUCGUCACAGUGCUCACCAGUCCGUACCCGACCGUAAACGGCAAGAAACAAAAGUUCAGUUGCCAGUGGAACUGCUACUAUUGUCCCAAUGAGCCAGACCAGCCGAGAAGCUACUUGCACGACGAGCCGAGCGUGCUCCGAGCGAACCGGAACGACUUCGACCCAGUGCUGCAGUUUUGUGACCGUUGUGUGACGCUGGCGAUGAACGGCCAUCCAGUUGACAAGAUCGAGCUAUUAGUUCUCGGAGGAACGUGGGCCAGUUACCCUGUAGAAUACCAGGAGACCUUCAUCCGCGACUUGUUCUAUGCAGCCAACACUUUUUUCGACCGAGAGAAGCGUGAACGUCACAGCUUGGACGAAGAAAAGCUCGAGAAUGAAACAGCAGCGGUGAAGAUCAUCGGUAUCACGCUGGAGACACGUCCGGAUUGCAUCACGCCAGAAGAGCUGCGUCGAUUCCGGAGAUACGGAUGCACACGUGUGCAGCUCGGUAUCCAGCACACGGAUGAUGGUAUCUUGAAGAAGAUCAACCGUGGACAUACGUUAGCUCAAGCGGUACAGGCACUGAAGCUGCUGCGUGACUGUUGCUACAAGACGGACAUUCACUUGAUGCCGAACCUUCCUGGUAGCGACCCGGAAAAGGAUCGCGCAAUGUUCGAGUAUGUCCUGCAUACGCCGAAUUUGCAAGCUGAUCAGUGGAAGAUUUACCCGUGUGAGAUCACCCCUUGGACUGUAAUCAAGAAGUGGUACGAUGAAGGCAGCUACGUGCCGUACGGUGAUGACAAACUCAUUGAGUUGCUGAUGGAUGUGAAGGCUGAAGUGCACCCAUGGAUUCGUCUGAACCGUGUGAUCCGCGAUAUCCCGAGUCAGUACAUUCUAGGAGGAAUGGAUGAGCCGAAUCUGCGUCAAGUGAUUGGCAACAAGAUGAUCGAGCGAGGCACACCCUGUAAGUGUAUCCGAUGCCGUGAAGUGAAGACUGACGACGCUGCAAUUGCCUCUGCGGAGUGUGUCAUCCGUGAGUACGAGGCCAACGAAGGUGAUGAGUACUUCAUCAGCUUCGAGACUCCAGAUCGCUCCAAGAUUUGUGGAUUUGCUCGGCUGCGGCUCUCGCAAACUCCUGGUGGCGGUGUGUUUCCGGAGCUUGAAGAUGCUGCGUUGAUCCGAGAGCUCCACGUUUAUGGUCAACUAGUGGCUGCAAUUAGCAAGAAGAAGAAAAGUAGUACCUCGGUGGAUGCAGAAGGCUCUCACGCUCAACACACAGGCUUCGGUACGCAACUGAUGAUGAAGGCGGAGGAAAUCGCUCGAGCUCACGGGUACAAGAAGAUGGCUGUGAUUGCCGGUGUCGGUGUCCGGAACUUCUACAGACGAUUGGGUUUUGAAGUGGAGGGUGAAGGAGAACUGAUGAUCAAGCACCUCGAUGAGCUGCCACCGACAAACGUUUGGUCGAAGGUUACCUCGUUCGUUAACGAGAGUUUAAACCGUGAUUUCUCACCCAACCAGAUCCGUACAGCUGCUAUCGCGGGCGCUGUUAUCGUUAGUGCAGUGACGGCAGCACUAAUCCGGAGAAGAUAAAGCUUUUCUGACCAGAAGACAAAGGAACACGGCUUUAGAGAAGCUUGAAAUAAAGAAACGGUGAUUGAUUUUACCUGAAUCAAUGCAAAAUUUACGAGUAUCCAAUGAAAUAGCCCACCAGUUAGGAGAUGUGGACAAGACUUGACACCUUCUGCACGAUCUUGACCACCAUCUCGGGGUCACGUCUUGCCAUCU
This is a messenger RNA of Phytophthora nicotianae INRA-310, 2313 nucleotides long. RefSeq lists its product as hypothetical. The record is from RefSeq and is a predicted model, not a curated record. Gene Ontology annotation, cellular component: cytoplasm; nucleus; elongator holoenzyme complex. Lineage: Eukaryota; Oomycota; Peronosporomycetes; Peronosporales; Peronosporaceae. Gene Ontology annotation, biological process: tRNA wobble base 5-methoxycarbonylmethyl-2-thiouridinylation. The coding region runs from base 40 to 2118 and encodes 692 amino acids. Gene Ontology annotation, molecular function: acyltransferase activity, transferring groups other than amino-acyl groups; iron-sulfur cluster binding. The transcript has a single exon.